CCGUCCGUUGCCACCACCACCACCAUUGCCCACCACCUGGCCGACAUUUUGUACCAUGGAGGAACGUGAGCCAGAGCAGUUCCGCAAACUGUUCGUUGGAGGGCUUAGCUUUGAGACGACAGAAGAGGGCCUCCGGCAGUACUUUGAGCAAUGGGGAAUCCUCACCGACUGUGUGGUCAUGAAGGACACACAAUCCAAGCGGUCGAGGGGCUUUGGCUUCGUGACCUUUUCGAGCAUGUCAGAGGUUGACGCAGCAAUGUCUGGCCGGCCUCACAAGAUCGAUGGGCGAAUGGUGGAGCCGAAGCGGGCAGUGUCACGAGAGGACUCGAUGCGACCUGGAGCUCACUUGUCUGUUAAGAAGAUCUUUGUUGGUGGAAUCAAUGAUACCGAUGAAGAACAUUUGCGAGAUUACUUUGAAAAGUAUGGGAGGAUUGAGAUUGUUGAAGUUAUGACGGAGAGGGAAUCUGGAAAAAAGAGAGGCUUUGCCUUUGUUACCUUCAAUGACCAUGACCCCGUGGAUAAAAUUGUUGUUCAAAAAUAUCACACCAUCAACGGACACAACUGUGAAAUCAGAAAAGCCCUUCCCAAGCAAGAGUUGCAAAAUUACGGCAGAGGCCGAGGAGGAUUUAACAGAGAUUUUGGUCCUCCUGGUGGAAGGGGCGGUGGUUUUGGUCGGGGAAAUUACGGAGGCGGAGAUUUCAACGGUUGUGAUGGUGGAAACUUUGGCGGCGGAGGAGGUGGUGGAUAUGGUGGGGGCGGUAGAGGCGGUUUUGGCGGCGGUGGCGGCUAUGGCAACCAGGGAGGUGGUGGCUAUGGAGGAGGAGGAGGGGGCUUUGGUGGUGGUGGCGGCGGCGGCUUUGGGAACCAAGGAGGAGGAGGCGGAAGCUAUGGUGGUGGUGGUGGAGGAAACUACCAAGGAGGUGGUGGUGGUUAUGGUGGACAUGGUGGACAUGGGGGUGGUGGUGGUGGUUAUGGAGGGAGUGGACAUGGGGGUGGUGGUUAUGGGGGUGGAGGACAUGGAGGUGGGGGUGGGGAGGUGGGUACGGGGGUGGACAUAGUGGUGGACAUGGUGGUGGACAUGGUGGGGGGUGGACAUGGUGGGGGUGGUGGUGGACAAGGCGGCGGGGGUGGGCAUGGGGGUGGCAAUUAUGGUGGUGGCGGUGGAGGCAGCGGAUAUGGAGGCGGAGGCAGCGGAUAUGGAGGCGGCGGGAGCUACAGCGGUGGAGGAGGUGGCUAUAACCAGCACGGCGGCGGCGGGGGCGGCGGCGGCGGCGGCAACUACGGUGGUGGUUGCGAUGGCGGAGGAUAUAGAAGUGGACGCAACCGAUAUUAGAGCUGCUUCAUUUCCCCCCGAAAGGCAUCCAAUGUACCA
Lethenteron reissneri (Far Eastern brook lamprey) is the source of this 1372-nucleotide messenger RNA. RefSeq names its product heterogeneous nuclear ribonucleoprotein A2 homolog 1-like. NCBI's taxonomy places the organism in Eukaryota, Metazoa, Chordata, Hyperoartia, Petromyzontiformes, Petromyzontidae. Gene Ontology annotation, molecular function: mRNA 3'-UTR binding. The record is from RefSeq and is a predicted model, not a curated record. Gene Ontology annotation, biological process: mRNA splicing, via spliceosome. Gene Ontology annotation, cellular component: catalytic step 2 spliceosome.